GUUUAUGAUGACAAUCACCUUGAGAAGGAGGCGAAAUGCUAUCAAAGCUUCGGAGAAGACUUUUCGCAGCAUUGGUCCGGGUAUACAGUUGCGUUACCACUAAGGGAUCCGACUCCUACCGGGGCGAUUACGCCGAAUUUCUAUGGGUUCUAUUCCAAGGAAGAGGACAAGACAAAAGACAACGAGGAAAAAGUCAUAGACCGGGAUUCAUUUCUCAGCCCUAUCCUUUUGAUCGAAGAUUGCGGCAACCCAAUCGAAGUUAAGAAGCUGUCUCUUGAUGAUAGACAAGAAUGCGCCGCGCUCCUCUUCCGGCUACACCACCACGGGUGGACACACGGUUCCUUCGCACAUAGGAACAUUGUCAUGCAGAUAGGUGAUCAUGGUGACUUCCCGCUGAUGAAGUCAAGGAACGAUAGACGGUUUAGGCUGAUCGAUUUUGGGCGGGCG
Molecule: messenger RNA, 447 nt
Organism: Lentinula edodes (shiitake mushroom)
Lineage: Eukaryota; Fungi; Basidiomycota; Agaricomycetes; Agaricales; Omphalotaceae
Exons: 2
Source: RefSeq, a predicted model, not a curated record